Molecule: messenger RNA, 6128 nt
Organism: Galleria mellonella (greater wax moth)
Lineage: Eukaryota; Metazoa; Arthropoda; Insecta; Lepidoptera; Pyralidae
Gene: l(3)mbt
Biological process (GO): regulation of DNA-templated transcription
Cellular component (GO): nucleus
Molecular function (GO): zinc ion binding
Source: RefSeq, a predicted model, not a curated record
AUUACCAGUUGUGCUAGCAAGUAAAUAUCGUCGCUUUAUUAAAAUAAUUUAUUUUUCUUUAGUGCUUUUCAAUACGAAAAUGGUGUUAUUAUAGCAAGAUUGGUACUUGAUUAAUUACUAUUUACGUUGAUAUAGUAAAACGUCAUCAGUAAUGAACUGUAAAAGAUAACUGAGUUUCUGUAAUGACUCCAAAAACAUUUUCGGGACCGAGAAAUGGAGAGACAGCAGUGUAAUUCACUUCAAAACUUUGACGAGCCUAAAACAGAAAUUUUGAAAAAAAGAUUAUUAAAAUCUUCGAGCGCCCCCGUUUCUACUAAUCUCUCACAGAAUAGUUCGCAGCACAAUGUGUUAUUGAAUACGUUACGUGCACCGAUAUCAAGCAGCAUGAUCGUGUCCUCAGUGCAGGCCCCUCAGAGCUCUAUGCCAAUUACUCAUAGUUUGGUUACCCACUCUAUUGCUCCUAUGAAAAUACAUGGCAACAAUGCCCCAUAUCCCCUCCAGCUGUCUACAGUUCAUGUGCCUGUGCAGAUACCAGGCUCCACCUCAAAUAUAAAUGUCCCUGUUCAAUUGUCAGGUCCUACAAAUACAGUACCUUUACAAAUAGCUCCAGUCAGUCUUCCUCUUCAAGUGUCAGGGGCAACCAGUGUGCCUGUGCAAUUACCAGCUGGUGAAACUAUAAAUGUGCCCCUUCAAAUUCCUGCUGCCACUCAAAAUAUUCAAUUGACCACACCUGCAUUACCUUCUAUGCCUAUUUUGCAAAAUACCAACCAAUCUCUCCAUAACUCUAUAAUACAUGUCCAUAUGAGUUCAAAUACAAGGCCUACCAAUGUGGAUGGGACAUCUGACUUGACAGUAUCUAGUUCAUCACAGCUACAGAUACCUGACAACUCGGGGGUUCAAGUUAAAAUAAAUAAUCCCACGUCUGCUUCACAAGUGCAUGUUGGUGGGAACCCAGCUGUUGUACAAAUUCCAAAUACAACUAACAACUCCAUACAGUUGGCUCUACCAAAUAAUGGGAGCUCGGGCACUGUUCAGUUGAGGGGUGCGGCAAGGCCUGUCCCCCAUAUGGUGUACAUCCAGACACCAACAGGUCUGAAGGCUGUUACCAGCACUGAAGUUAUCAGCCAGGCCAGCACUAGUGGCAAUCCACCUCAAAUUAUUGUAAGAAGACCUGUUACCAGCAAUUCGAAUAUUUUAAUAUCAAAUGUUGGUAACAAACCCAACAUUGCACCUAAAGCACCCAGCCAAAACAAGUCUUCUCUGUUAGCUCCUGUUAAUACCACACAGCCCAUUGUUAUUCAAAAACCAAAAUCAAAUGAUAAAAUGAUGGUUCCAGUAAGCAUUGCCCCAGGAAAUCAAGGCAAGCAGGCCAUUGCCUAUCUAAGUUCUGUUAAAAAGCCGACUACCAAAUCUUUACCUGAUAACCAGUCAAUUUUAAUAUCAAACAAUCAGCCGAAUGUGCCAUCAGGCAACCAAAAACUAUUUCUAACCCCUAUGAAUAUGCCAAAAAUACAGAAUACUAAAUUUAUUCUUCCUGUAACUUUACCAGCAACUAUGGCAUCAAAAGGUCCCUUUAUCAAUCUUCAAAUAGCUAAUGGGCAGAUACAAAAUGAUCCACAGGGAAAUAUUACUGUAAUGAGAGAUCCUACACCCAUUGAAACCACUGAAAUACCACCAUUACAACCUUUGGGUAAAGUUGUUAGUGCUAAUGGCAAAGAUAACAAGAACUCGAUGCCUGAGAGUCCUAAAAGUGAGAAAGCAUACACUUUUUCAAUAUCAGGGUCACGAGCAGAGCCUACGGGGGAGCAAGGAGAGUAUACUUUGUCAAUACCAGAAACAAAUGCUUCUAUGAAUGAUGAUAUUUUUACUGUUUCUAUAGCUGAUGACGAAGGAGGACAGACUAGAGAAAAAUCAUUUACUUUGGCAAUUCCAGAGAAGGGAAAGAGUUUAUUAAAUAGAAAUAUUUUAGAUAGGAAUGAUAUACCAGGCCCAGUUACGAUCGCCGCUCCUGCUAUAUUGAGACGCUCUAAUUCAGACAACAGUGAAAGAAAAACUGCUAAUGCAAAUCUUAAAAGACGAAUCUCUCUUUGUAAUGAGAACUUGACAAAUAAGAAGAUUAAUUUGACUUCACCUCAGCAAAAACUUGAUAAAUCUGAUGACCACCACGAUUCUGACAAUAACGAUGAUCACAGAGUGCCAUCUUUGUUUUGCGAUGAAAAGUUGGACAAAGAUUUAGAAGCAAAAGUGAACUUAGGUGAUUCCGAUGAAGAUUUUAAAGAGGUGAAAAUGGAACCUAGUUCUGAGAAAGACGGCCAUACUAACAAUCAUGAUGUACUAUAUUAUCAUAAAACGGAUACAUUUGUAAAGAAAGAAAACAGUUUUAGUGCCCAAAAUAAAUUGAAUAGCCCUGUGGAAGAGGAUCCUCCAGGUUUAAUUUGGAGCAAUGGGAUUGCAGUGCUUCAAGGGAGUAAUUUACAAUUUCAGACUAAUGAGUUUGGUCUCAUCGAUUUAAUUGAUAAUAGUGACCAAGAGGAUGUACUAGCAAAUCCAAGUGCGAAGUACCACACUCCACUGAAGCAGCGCAUUGACAGAAAUCCUAGAGAAAAAAAGCCCACGUCCCCUGAAGAUAUGUAUCGCUGUGAUGGAUGUGGAUGUCAUGGCAUGGCUGCAGAUUUUAUUAAUCCCAAUUUCUGCAGUUCAACAUGUCAAAAUGAGGUGCAGAAAGCUUUACAAAAGAAGAAAGAUAAAGAAAAGGCAGAAUUGACUAAAAAGAAGAAUAAAAUGAGACGAAUAUUUAUGAAGAAGCAAUGGUCUGAUGAAAUGAUAAUGCAAGACAACAAGGAUGAUAAAGUAGUUUUAAAACAUUACGACUCCGCGCCUGCUGAGGUUCAGAGUGAUACCGCUAUAAAAAUGAGCGAGGAUUUGAUAGAAAAUGAGAAGUACCCUUGGAUGUGUGGCAAGAAUGGAUUCUCCUGGAUGCGGUAUCUGGAUAUCUGUAAAGCGAAGGCAGCACCUGUAAAGUUGUUUAAAGAUCCAUUUCCCUACCAGAUCAGGAACGGUUUUAAGAUUGGUAUGCGAUUGGAGGCGAUAGAUCCACAGCACCCAUCGCUAUUUUGUGUAGUAUCUGUGGCGGAAGUACAGGGCUAUCGGAUGCGGCUACACUUUGACGGAUAUCCGGAUUUGUAUGAUUAUUGGGUUAAUUCAGAUUCAAUCGACAUCUUUCCGCCGGGCUGGUGCGAGAAGAACGGUCGCACGCUGAAGCCGCCAGCCAACUACAAUACUUCUGUUUUCUCCUGGCCGAUGUACUUGAAACACAUGCGAGCGAUCGCUGCACCUAGACAUUUGUUCCCACAUAUCACUAACACGAUCUUCAAACCAAACUGCUUCCGAAUCGGGAUGAAGCUAGAAGCCGAGGACCGCAAGAACGAGCUGGUGUGCGUGGCGACCAUCACGGACAUGAUGGACAACCGCAUGCUGAUCAACUUCGACAGCUGGGACGAGAUGUAUGACUACUGGGUGGACCCAACGUCCCCGUACAUACACCCUGUUGGCUGGGCUGAGGAGAACGGCAUCUCGCUCACACCGCCAAACUUUUACAAGGACCCCGACGAGUUUUCCUGGGAGAGCUACCUGUCGGAGACUGGCGCGUCGGCGGCGCCGCCAAGAGCGUUCAAGACCCGGCCGCCGCAGGGGUUCAAGCCCGGCAUGAAGUUGGAAGUGGUUGAUCCGAGGGUGCCGUUUCUGAUCCGCGUGGCGAGCAUUAGCGAAGUGAAAGGUCACCAGGUGCGCGUAUCGUUCGACGGCUGGCCCGACGAGCUAGCCGUCUGGAUGGACGACGACUCGCCCGACAUACACCCCGUCGGAUGGUGCCUCAAGACCGGCCACCCGCUUGAACCGCCGCUCACGGCUGAGGAGCUGGCGGUGGAGGGCCCGUGCGGCGUGGGCGGCUGCCGCGGGCUGGGCUCGGCGCGCGGCGGGUCGCACAAGACGCACGGCGCCGCCUCCGCCUGCCCAUACCGCGCCCGCCGCCCGCACGCCGCCGCCGCCGCCGCCGCCGACCGCCUCGCGCCGCACCUGCAGCCCGCCGACCGCGCGCUGCCGCGCUCGCGCAGGGUACAUCCGAAAGCACCAAAGUCAAUAAACACCAGUACUCCGACUAGUGAUACCAAAGAAAAGCCACAACGAGGCAGACCACCGAAGCACAAGCGAGUGGACGAAGUCACGAAGAACGAUCCGGCGUCGGACGACGAGUCAGUGUCGAGCGGCGGCUGGAAGCGGUGGCGGGCGAGCAGCCGCCGCGCGCGCGCCGAGCGGCCGCUGCGCACGUACUCGCGCUCGUCCGCCGCGCCGCCGCCCGCCGCGCACCACCCGCCCCACCCGCCGCCACACUCGCCACACUCGCCACACUCGCCACACUCGCCACACUCGUCCCACUCGCCAGCCAGGGCCAUGCUAGCGCGGCACUUCGCUGAACUCGACCUGCCCUCCGAUCCCACCGUCUGGACGCAGAAGGAAGUGGUGGCGCUAGUAUCGCGCAUCGGCGGCGAAGCAGCAGGCACGCUGGCGGCGCGCGCGCGGCUGGCGGGCGCGGAGCUGGUGAUGGCGUCGUGCUCGGAGCUGGCGGCUGCGCUGCGCCUGCGCCUCGGGCCCGCGCUCAAGCUGCACGCCGCCGUGCGCCUGCUGCGCCGCGCCCUGCUGGCCGCGCCCGCCGCGCCCGCCGCGCCAGCCACGUCCGCCGCCUGCCACUAGGACCACACUCACCAACACAUAGUGACGAGUGAAGUGAAGUGAAGUGACAAUUUACAUAGUCCAAAUUGUUAAUUUUCAAUCACAUUUCCUCCAAUAAUCAGAUAAAAACUAUAUUCAAUUGAACAUUAACGUGUACAAACAUAUAACUGCACACUCUCCCCUCGGCUAAGUGACUAAAACACUACGAACUAGACCUAGAUGUGGCUGUUCGAGCAAUGGACGCCGAAGUGUGCAUACAUAGUGCUUCUUUAAUGAUUGUAUGAUAGUUAUCAUAAUAUAAACUAAGUGACAUGGUGAUCAUUGUAUAGUACGGACGCCGUUUGAUCUCUAGUAUCGUGCAAUACAGUGUUGUAAAUGAAUAUAUGUGAAGACAUGAAAUUGCUCAUUGUGACUCUCAAGUGUUGUUAAUUUAAUAGUACUAAAAAAAUUUAAUAUAAUCGGCCCCCGAGCUUAAGAUUUAUUAUUUUGAUAUUUGUACUAAAUCACUGAAUAUUUUUGUAAAUAAUUUGUGUAAUUAUAGUCAAUUUGCAGUUGACAAUAUUAAGUGAGAGUUAAUUUUAAUUUGCAUGAAGCAAUAAUAUGAAAUUAGCACAAAAUAGAUGAAGAUCAUGCUUUAAAUGAACUGGUUGUGAUAGUGUGAGAUCUAUUUUGUGUCGUGUAAUUGAUUGGGCAUGUAUUUUAGUCCAACUUGAAAUUAUUUCGAAUUAAUUUGAUCACAAAUUAAAUACUUUUGCAAAUUGGAAUAGUUAAAUUAUUAGAGAUAUAUGAAUGUAUGCUGGAUAGUGAGCCUAAUCGGAUUUUAAUCGAAAAUGUUAACAGAAAAUCAUAUCAAAGAAUCAAGAGAGUUUUAUAUAUCUGACUAUAUGCUUAGUUAUUUUUUUAUUAAUCACAUUUUUUCAUAUAUUGUCCAGAUUUCAAUUAAUGAUUACCAUUUACAUACAAUGAACACACAUACAGAAGAAUGGGCAGUAGUGUCUCCCUUAAAACAUCUUUAUACGCCUAACUGCAGUUGCUAACCCACCUGCCAAGCAUGGCAACUACUGGCAAAGCUUCCCUUAUGGAAAAACUUAUGUUCAUCAGAGGACAGUUAAGGGUUAAAAUGAUGAUGUUGAUUUAAAGUAAAUUUUCAAUUCAAAGUAAAUUUGGACAUAAGAGAGUCCUACUCUAUGUAUGGGGCUUUAUACUAUACUAGCAUUUACCCGCGACUUCGUCUGCAUGGCCAGAAUAUGUUCUUAAUCCAGUUAAAAUGUUGCCUGUAUUCUUCAUCCCAUAUAGUAUGUGUAUACCAAAUUUCAUAGUGAUUGGAUAAGCUGUUAAGACAUUAUAAGGUAACACAAACAAACUUACAUUCACACACACACACACACACACACACACAU